AUGGCAAUCGUCAACAAGAUGUGGAUCCAUGGCGACAAGACAGAGGAUGUCACCAUUGUUGAGAAGAUUCUUCAAUCCUUGACACCAAAAUUUAAUUUUGUUGUCCGUGCCAUAGAAGAAGCUAAUGAUGUUAGCUUACUUUCAAUUGAUGAUUUACAAAAACUGAUAGAGGACGAGGAAGAGGUAGAGGUCAAAGAAGAGGAGGUAGAAACAACAAUGAUUGUGGGCAACAAAAUCAUCAGCAUCAAGAGAGUCAAUUUCAAGGAAAAGGAAGAGGAUGAGGAGGCCACCACUCAACAACUUAUAGACCAAAGUCAGCAGACAAGUCCAAGGUUGAAUGUUACAGAUGUCAUAGACACUGGUUGCAGCAACCACAUGUGUGGAGAUAAGAAGGCAUUCUCUGACUUGGAUGAAUCUUUUCGCAAUACUGUGAAGUUUGGUGACAAUUCCACAGUUUCUGUUAUGGGAAAAGGAAGGGUAACAAUCCAAACCAAAGGAAAUUCCACCCACAUUAUCUCUCAUGUUCUUUUUGUGCCAAAUUUAAAGACUAACUUGCUUACUGUGGGUCAGUUGCAAGAAAAGGGAUAUGAGAUUUCUAUUAAAGAUGGAGUAUGUCAAAUUCAAGAUGCAAAGUUGGGCUUAAUUGCUCGAGUUAACAUGACGGCGAAUCGUAUGUUUCUACAUUAUCUCCACAACACCAAUCAUUCAUGCUUCUCAGCAAAAUUGAAGGAUGAGGCGUGGCUAUGA
Camellia sinensis is the source of this 747-nucleotide messenger RNA. The record is from RefSeq and is a predicted model, not a curated record. NCBI's taxonomy places the organism in Eukaryota, Viridiplantae, Streptophyta, Magnoliopsida, Ericales, Theaceae.